AUCAUCAAGACCCGCAAACAAGGUGAACAUGGAUAAUCAGGAGUUUUUGACUGCAAAAAACGAUUUCGACUUAGAAAAUGUGCGCAGCAAACUGAUUAAAUGUAUCUUCGAACUACAAUCAAAACGAUCUGAGGUUACGUCGAUGAAAUCUUCUCUGGAUGAAUCUAAUCGAACGAAAGCCACUCUUGAACAAGAUACGAAAAACUUUCAACGUGAAAUAGCUGAUCUGAGAGAUCAAUUGAAGAUCGCAUUGGAUGCGCUCAAUCAAAAGGACUCAGUCCGGACAGGAUUUCUGGAAAAUGCAGCUCGAUUGAAUGUUCAACUAGAAGCGAUGACAAACGAUCAGGAACGAUUAAAGUCAAAGCUUCAGUCAUCGCAGUCCAAGAUCAUGGAGUUGACACGUGACAACAACAAACUACAGGAAAAGAUCAGGGUACUGGAGGCAGCAGGAAACCAACCGGUCGAAAGUGUCGAUCGAAUCUGGAAGGCAAUGGACACAUUGAAUGGCCAUUUGCAGAAACUGGAGGCCGAACAUUUGACACUUGCUAAAACGGCAGAAGAAUCUAACAAGAUUGCUGGAGAAGCGGCGGAAGCAGUGCUGCGGGGUAGAAACGAACUCAGCGAACUACAGACUAAAAACAACGAACUGGAAGCACGUGUGCUAGAGUUGAGUUCCCAAAUUGUAUCGAUGCAGUCCGUGCAGAAUAACGGUUCCUUAGACGUAAGCGAUGCCGAAAAUGAGGUCGAAGAGCAUCUUAAAGUGCUUAAGGAGGAAUUGGAACAAGAACGCGAAGACAACCAAAAACUAAAAAAUGACAUCUCAGCGCUUUUAACUCUACAGGACUGCCUUUCCAAGCAACUUGAACAAGCUAUGGCACGCUAUGGAGUAGGCAAUGAAUCAAACGAAGGCGAAAAUCAAAAAUCUACUAAAAAUGAGAGUCAAAAAACUCCUGAAGAUGAGGAUGAAAAACCAACUGCAGAUGAAGGAAAAGAGCCGAUAGAGUCACUUUGAAGACAUUCAGGAAAAUAAAGUCACCUUGGACGUAUUUUUGCAAA
Molecule: messenger RNA, 1056 nt
Organism: Malaya genurostris
Lineage: Eukaryota; Metazoa; Arthropoda; Insecta; Diptera; Culicidae
Product: myosin-2 heavy chain-like
Exons: 6
Coding region: 29-1012 (327 amino acids)
Source: RefSeq, a predicted model, not a curated record